AUGCCAUGGCCGCAUGUAUUGGUUAUAUCAUACCCAGCACAAGGCCACGUAGCACCUCUCUUGAAAUUGUCCCUCCAAAUUGCUCUUCAAGGUGUUGAAGUCACAUUUGUUAAUACGAAGUUCAUACAUGAAAAAUUUAUGGUUUCAAUGCCCGAGAAAGAUAAGGAGCAAAGCCUGAUAAGCCUUGUUUCAAUUCCUGACGGAUUAGAUAGAGACGAUAGAAAUGAUGUUUUUAAGCUGGCAGAAAGCAUAGGAAGAGUUAUGCCAGAAUGGCUAAGAAGAUGGGAAUUGGAGCCAAUUGCAUUUUGGCCUGCUGGAGCUGCUUGCUUUGCCCUGUCAGUACAUAUUCCACAGCUUAUUGACGCUCAAGUUAUAGAUAAUGAGGGAACUCUAAUGAAAGAGACAUUCUUGCUAUCAAAGAAUAUGCCUGCCUGGAGCAGCUCUGAUAUUGCAUGGAACUCACCAACCUUGAAAUUGAUUCCCAACAUUUUACCUGUUGCUCCUUUACUUGCAAGCAACCGUUCAGGAGCUUUCGCUGGAAACUGUUGGCCCGAAGACUCAACAUGCUUAAAAUGGCUUGAUAAACAAACUGCAGACUAUGUCAUUUAUGUUGCAUUUGGUGGCACAACAAUCUUAAGUGUGCAACAAUCCCAAAACCGUUAUGAAACAACCUCUAAAGUUGCUUUUAAAGAUUCUUUGUAUUUUAUUCUUUGUAUUCUCGAUAAUUUUAGGAGAGCUAAGUACUGUACGGUGAAAGCUACCUCUAAAAUUCUAAUAAAAUGUGCAAAGAAGGGCAGCUGUAGGCACCCUAUUUGGUCCGGGCCUAAGGCCAUUGGGCCUGGUCCAAUAGGAUUUGGGCUUAAGCCUAUUGGAUCCGAUUCAGGAUCCAAUUAG
Durio zibethinus is the source of this 894-nucleotide messenger RNA. The record is from RefSeq and is a predicted model, not a curated record. NCBI's taxonomy places the organism in Eukaryota, Viridiplantae, Streptophyta, Magnoliopsida, Malvales, Malvaceae.